Messenger RNA from Trifolium pratense (red clover), 777 nucleotides. Its product is annotated as leucine-rich repeat extensin-like protein 6. The coding region runs from base 189 to 668 and encodes 159 amino acids. The record is from RefSeq and is a predicted model, not a curated record. NCBI's taxonomy places the organism in Eukaryota, Viridiplantae, Streptophyta, Magnoliopsida, Fabales, Fabaceae. The transcript has a single exon.
UUGUUGAAAAUUAAAAUGUGAUGUAGCCAUCUAAUAAGACCACCCACACAUCUCUUCCAAUUUCCAACUCACUCACUUUGUUUCCUCACAUUCACAUUCACAUCACAACACAACCACUUGUUUCUUUUCCUUCUUCCUUUCACUUAAUCAUUUUUUUUCUUUUCUUUUCUUUUUCCUUUCAUCCAAACAUGUCCUUCUUUAACACUCCUCUGUUUUCCACUCUGUUCUUCUUCCUCUUCAUAACAACACUUCUCUGUUUUCCCAACACAACAAAUUCCGACACACCAUGUCCAUAUCCAUGUUAUCCACCACCUAUAGGAAGUGGAACCGUCACUCCUACAAAUCCAACUCCUUCUGUUUCAACAGUUCCACCAGCACCACCACAAUCUGGAUUACCAUAUCCACCACCUUCUGGUUAUAAUUAUCCUUAUAAUCCAACACCACCUUAUGGUGGCAACGGCGACGGCGGCAACAACAACAACGGUGGUGGUAGUGGUGGUGGUUAUGGUACACCACCACCACCUGACCCUAUUUUACCUUACUAUCCAUACUACUACAGAUUGCCUCCUAACAAACCUGAAGAUUCUUCAGCAUCAUCAAUCAUUGUGGAGAAGAAAUUUGUCACUACUAUUCUGUUAUCUUUAUUUCUUGUUCUUGGUUUUGUAUAAGAACUGUUUGAGAUUAAUUUUCAUGUAGUCAAAUUGUUAUUCAAAAUCAGUAUUGGUAGUGGUUGUUAAUUUUAUUUAUGGAAAAUUAUUUAUGGAAAAUAUUCAACUU